UUCCACCUUUACUCUGUUAUUCCGUUUCUUUCUGGCGCUUCGCGGUUAUCGCCUGUGUCUCCUUAUCGCCCGUUCCGUGUCCGCCCCCUGUCAGAAGCGUUUCUUGCGUUUUUGCGACGAGCUCAAACUUGCAACUCUGCUCGCUCGACGCUCGAUUUUGGACGCGACUCGCCAGCGAGGGAGUUAGCACUACGACACCAUAGAUUCUGGACAUUGAUCCAAUCCCCGUGGUUCGCUAUAUAGCGCAAUCUUAUUUAAUUUCUCUCUCGUACCCUCGAAGGGCGCGAUCCCGGAACUAUCAUGGUUUUUCUCUUCUCACUCCGCCGAUUCGUCGAUUGACGUGACGUCCGACAGUUUCGAUCACUGACAUUCUCCUUCGCUGCUUUGAUCGUAGGGUGUAUCACUUUUGCUGAUGCAAUCAGAUUGCAGUUGAUUCUUAAAAACGUCGAAUCGGCACACAAAAAGCAAGAUUUUACAGGAAAUUAUUAUUAUUAUGAGAUAGAUAAUAUAUAGAAGGUAUUGUUACAACUGCUGACAAGUGAAUAGUUAUUCAGUCAUCAAUGUUUCUUGUAAAGAAAACAGUGAUAAUAUUAGUGGAAAAUCAGUGGAAAAUAGAUGAAAAGUAGUGACAGUUCUGCGACAUUCUGCAUAUGCAAUACUUGUAUAUGUAGCAUUAGUAUGAUUUUAUCGUUCAAUUACAAGUUUGUACAGAUAUUUUAUUUUUACAUAUUCUCGCAGACAAGAUGACCGAUUCAAAGUAUUUUACCACUACAAAGAAGGGAGAAAUAUUUGAGCUCAAGUCAGAGUUGAAUAAUGAGAAGAAAGAAAAGAAGAAGGAAGCUGUAAAAAAGGUAAUUGCUUCCAUGACAGUGGGAAAAGAUGUGUCUGCGCUGUUUCCCGACGUGGUGAACUGUAUGCAGACCGACAAUCUGGAGCUGAAAAAGCUGGUAUACCUGUACCUGAUGAACUACGCUAAGAGUCAGCCGGACAUGGCCAUCAUGGCAGUCAACACAUUCGUCAAGGAGCUAGCGACAUCUCCGAUGACAAAGGACUGCGAGGACCCAAAUCCCUUGAUUCGCGCGCUGGCAGUUCGCACGAUGGGCUGUAUACGCGUCGACAAGAUAACCGAGUACCUGUGCGAGCCGCUGCGCAAGUGCCUGAAGGACGAAGACCCGUAUGUGCGCAAGACCGCAGCGGUGUGCGUCGCCAAGCUCUAUGACAUUAAUGCGGCCUUAGUCGAGGACCAGGGAUUCCUAGACCAAUUGAAGGAUCUUCUAUCCGACAGCAAUCCAAUGGUUGUCGCAAACGCGGUAGCUGCAUUGUCCGAGAUCAACGAGGCCAGUCCGAGCGGUCAACCAUUGGUGGAGAUGAACGCGCAGACUAUAAACAAACUGUUGACAGCGCUCAACGAAUGCACAGAGUGGGGCCAGGUUUUCAUCCUGGAUUCGCUUGCAAAUUAUUCGCCUAAGGACGAUCGCGAGGCGCAAAGUAUCUGCGAGCGGAUCACUCCACGUCUGGCGCACGCCAACGCUGCAGUCGUACUCUCUGCUGUUAAAGUAUUAAUGAAGCUAAUGGAGAUGCUGCAAUCGGAAUCGGAUUUUGUCGGCACGCUCACGAAGAAAUUGGCGCCGCCCCUCGUCACGUUAUUGAGCUCCGAGCCAGAAGUUCAAUACGUCGCGUUAAGGAACAUCAAUCUCAUCGUGCAGAAACGGCCCGACAUUCUAAAACACGAGAUGAAAGUCUUCUUCGUCAAAUACAACGAUCCCAUAUACGUGAAACUGGAGAAGCUCGAUAUUAUGAUUCGUUUGGCAUCGCAAGCCAAUAUCGCACAAGUGCUGUCGGAGCUGAAGGAAUACGCGACCGAGGUCGACGUGGAUUUCGUGAGGAAGGCUGUGAGGGCCAUCGGCCGCUGCGCCAUAAAGGUGGAACCGUCUGCGGAACGUUGCGUCUCCACGUUGCUGGAUCUGAUACAAACCAAAGUGAAUUAUGUUGUGCAAGAAGCUAUCGUGGUGAUAAAAGACAUCUUCCGCAAGUACCCGAACAAGUACGAGAGCAUAAUCUCAACUCUGUGCGAGAAUUUAGACACGCUCGACGAGCCAGAGGCACGCGCCUCCAUGAUCUGGAUUAUUGGCGAGUACGCGGAGCGCAUCGACAACGCGGACGAGCUGCUGGAGAGCUUUCUCGAGGGAUUCCACGAUGAGAACACGCAAGUGCAACUGCAGUUGCUCACGGCAAUCGUGAAGCUAUUCCUCAAGAGACCAACCGACACGCAAGAGUUGGUUCAGCAGGUGCUCAGCCUGGCCACGCAGGAUUCCGACAACCCGGAUCUGCGAGAUCGCGGCUUUAUCUACUGGCGAUUGCUCAGCACCGAUCCCGCGGCGGCCAAGGAGGUCGUACUCGCCGAGAAGCCUCUGAUCUCGGAGGAGACGGAUCUGCUGGAACCAACUUUGUUGGACGAAUUGAUCUGUCACAUUUCCAGUCUGGCGUCUGUGUACCACAAACCACCCACGGCGUUCGUAGAAGGCAGAGCUGCGGGCGCGAGGAAGUCGUUGCCCGCUAGGAGCAACUCGAACGAGGACUCCGGUCGCACAGCUGCUGCCGCCGCACAACCACACGCGCAAGUCAUACCGGCUCAAGACUCUCUGAUAGGCGAUCUUCUCAGCAUGGACAUCGGUGGGCCGACGAUAGUCCAACAACCGCCCGCCCCGCAAUCCGCAGGACUAGGACUGGAUCUUCUAGGUGGUGGUCUCGAUGGAAUCCUGAGUAACGCCGAUAACACGAACGCGGCACCAGUCGUUUCCCAGAGCACGACCGGUCUGCUCGGCGACAUAUUCGGCUUUAACCAAGGUCCAACGUGCUACAUACCUGCCAAAGUUAACUGGCUACCGGCCGAAAAGGGCAAGGGCUUCGAUAUCUGGGGCACAUUUUCGAGAAAGAAUGGGCAAAUCAGCAUGGACAUGACGUUCACGAAUAAGGCGAUGCAGCCCAUGGGAGGGUUCGCGAUACAACUCAACAAGAACAGUUUCGGGCUGUCGCCGGCAGCCCCGUUGCAAGUGCCGGCUCCCCUGAGUCCUGGAGCGAGCAUGGAAGCGAACAUUAUACUGUCCACCGGGGGCGCCGUGCAACGUAUGGAGCCCUUGAACAAUCUUCAAGUCGCAAUAAAGAAUAACAUCGACGUUUUCUAUUUCGCGUGUAUCGUACCCAUGAAUGUAUAUUUCACGGAAGACGGCCAAUUGGACAAGAGAGUUUUCCUUUCAACCUGGAAAGAUAUACCGGCACAGAAUGAGAUACAAUAUAUGCUGAGCGGAGUAAUGCUGACCGCGGAUCAAAUUGUGCAAAAGAUGCAACAGAACAACGUCUUCACGAUCGCCAAGAGGAAUGUCGAGGGGCAAGAUAUGCUUUACCAGUCUCUCAAGCUGACGAACAAUGUCUGGGUGUUGAACGAGUUGAAGAUUCAGCCAGGCAAUCCUGAUGUCACGCUGUCCCUGAAAUCACGAUCCGUAGAAGUUGCUCCCGGGGUAUUCCAGGUGUACCACGCGAUCUUACAUUCUUAAGUUUCUUCUUUGUUUUUUCAUCAAUUAGGAGAUUGUCAUCGAGUACGGAUGCAGAUUAUAAGACAUUGUAACGCAAGCAUGCGCAGCAGCCUAUUUAUAGAAGCUAUGUUACAUCCGUGUAUCGUGCAUGAGACUCAAGUAUCAUGAAACACAAUACCAUAGAGAGAUACCGUUACAGAUUACCGAAUUUAUUAUAAAAACAAUUGUGGACGUGUAUGGAAAUAAAAAAAUUUAUGAUCACGUCUAUAUAAAUCAUAUAAUUAAUAUAAAUAUAUAUAUGUUUUUAUUUAUGCGUCUGCUUUUUAUUUCGUGCGUAAAGGAUGACGCAUAUUUAUAAGAGAAUUAACAUAGAAAUUAUAUUUUUAUUGAUUCUUUUGAGGUAAUUCUUUCUUAGCCAAAUAAUUGUAUAAAAGAAUGCUUGUUUAAUACAGAUCAAUCUUAAACGUU
Ooceraea biroi (clonal raider ant) is the source of this 4001-nucleotide messenger RNA. It is a transcript of the gene AP-1-2beta, whose product is annotated as adaptor protein complex 1/2, beta subunit. NCBI's taxonomy places the organism in Eukaryota, Metazoa, Arthropoda, Insecta, Hymenoptera, Formicidae. Gene Ontology annotation, molecular function: clathrin binding. Gene Ontology annotation, biological process: intracellular protein transport; vesicle-mediated transport. The record is from RefSeq and is a predicted model, not a curated record. Gene Ontology annotation, cellular component: membrane coat; clathrin adaptor complex.